AUGGCAUAUACCGUCGCUUCCACGGCGUCAAUGAGCACAUAUGGCUGGGAUUCCACUCCAACUCUCUCACCACAUUACUACAGUCUAUCUCAGCAGCCAUCACCUCAACCAUCACCGCAGCCACAUCUACAGCUACAAUUACAACAAGACCAAACCGACGAAGAAACAAUCAGCACAUUCUGGCGAUUCCUAGCCUCAAGUUCCUCCUACCUCGUGCUAGCAGGACCAAACACAACAACCUCCCUCCUCUCCCUCCUCAACAUCCUCCUCAACAUCCUCUGCCGCAACCCAACCCAAUCGCCCGGCCCAUUAUCCCCAGUGCAAACAACCAGCCUCGUGCUACCUAGUGUCUUCGCAUUCCUGUAUGCUCUGGGCGCGUUAUCCAUUUACGCAGGUGAAAUGUGCAUCUUCACCACUACCACCACUGCUGGUGGUGGUGGUGGUGGUGAUAAUAGAGGCCGCCAACGGAAUAAUAAGAAAAAGGGCAAGAAUAAUCAACUACUACCACUAACGGAGGAGGAAAUGCAACGGCAGCAGCUGCAGCGAUUGCUGGAUCAGAAGAAUUCGAGUCCUAGACGGGGGCCUAGUCCGAGGGUCGUGCAGAAGACGUUUCGCGUUAGUGCGCCGGAGAGGAUAAAUCCUGGGAAGGGGUGGGAUACGUUUACGCCGGAUUUGAGGGUUGAUGGGAGUGGGAAUGGAAGUGAGCAUGGGGGUGGGAGUGGGAGUGGGAGUGGGAGGUGGGUGUGA
Molecule: messenger RNA, 747 nt
Organism: Aspergillus piperis CBS 112811
Lineage: Eukaryota; Fungi; Ascomycota; Eurotiomycetes; Eurotiales; Aspergillaceae
Exons: 2
Coding region: 1-747 (248 amino acids)
Source: RefSeq, a predicted model, not a curated record